UUCGAAUAAUAUUUUAGAGAAAAAUAAACAAAAUUAUUAAUUUCUUAUCUAAAACGUGAGAAAAAGAUUAAAGUAAGGAUAAUGAAUUACAUAAUUGAAAAUUUUGCUGCUUGGAUUAAUCAUUGAUCAAGUUAAUUCAAGUUUGAUUAAAGUCAUUCUUAUGUCCAUUUUCCUAUCACUUUGGAUUGACUACACUGUAGAAUACCCGCGAAAGGACCACUGUGUUUACGUCGCGCACGUCACAGAUUUAAAAUCGCUCCUGGCGAAACGGUCUCUUGUUGAUGUUGCGUGAUAACAGCAUCCAAAGUGAUCGAAAAUUAGAGAAUUGCGACGCUUCGUACUUCAUGAAAAAUUGACCGGUGUAAUACGCAAGAUUUUAGUGAAGCUGAUGAUUUUACGUUCCAAAAAAUGGACGAACUGCAGGUAAAAAUUGAAAAGUGGACAGAAUUGAUACAGUCGGAGAAACUGCAAGAUGUAUUGGAGGAUAUUCAGAUGAGCAUCCAGGUACAACCUGACAAUAAACUGAAUGAUAAUAUAUUUAAAUUGCUAAUAAGCUUAUGUCGCAUGGCAGACAAAUGUAACAAACAAAAUUGUGAGACUGGGAAAGAUAUUGCUAAAUUAGCCAAAUUGCUUUGCUCGUUAUUGAUCAAGGUGCCUAAUAACAACAACUUUGUCAAAGCCCUAUUUAAAAUUGUUCACUGUUUAAUUACUUUUAAUUUACACGAUGACGCAGCAGAGAUCUGCUGUUACCUGCAACCUGGUAAUUUAUAUGAUCCCCAAGACGACACUAUGAAUCUUCUGAUAAAAGUAUUAUCCUUAUGGCGUGUUUCAGUUAACAAUAUAUAUUUUACUCUUACAAACGAAUCUUUAAACACAGAAACUUAUAGUAAGCUAAAAAGUGUCAUAAAGCAUGAAAUGAAAAUGAUACAGAUAGCACAUAAAAGUUACACGAAGCAUUUGAUUGUGGAAAUAAGCAUACAUUUAGAUAGAUUAGUAGCAAUUGAUAAGGACAAGAGAUAUUAUGAUGAUUUUUGUAAAUAUACAUUGAAAUACUUGUCAGGAGUGCAGUUGUAUUUGGAUGAGAAUGAGAAAUACAUAAUAUAUUGCCAUAUACUGGGUAUCAUCUGUCAUGUAAUAUGUAGAGCCAUUAAUACAACUGGCAUGGAAUCUGCAGUAAAAACAUUAGAUGAAUUAUUUAACUGUUUUAAGUCUCUCCUAGCAAAAGAUAACGAAUGCUACCAAUGCUUUCGACAAUUUCAAAGCUUGUGUACAACUCUUUUAAUACCAAAGGAGAAUCUUGUCAGCAACAGUGCCAAAAGUAUACAAAAUAUUAUUAGUUGUAAUUUAAACAUUGCUCAGAAGUAUGGAUAUACAGGAGGUCUUAUGUGGAAUGCACUUAAUAUUGGAAAAAUAGUUGAACUUGUAUUUACAUACUGGGACAAGUGUAUAGAAACUGAUAAACAAUAUAUGCUUGAUUGUUUACUUGAUACUAACGUCUUACUAGAACUAAUGAAUUUACUCAUACAUUUAAAUGUAGAUGAAUUUUACGUUAAACAAGCGUCGAUCAAAUGCAAUUGGUGCCAGAAUAAAUUGUGCACAGUUAAGAGAAAUUUAUACAAUGUCAUAGUGAUGAAAUGUAGAUGCAUCAGUUUAGUAUGUAAAUUUCCCAUGAAAACUUUGCCAGCGAAAAUAGGUGCUCUUGCGAGAGAAAUUUUAGAGCAAAACGGCAGAUCGAUUAUUCGUGAAAUAGAAGAAUGUGAAUGUAAGCGCUGGAAAGAAUCGUGGAGUACUUGUCGUAAUUUAAUUUAUAAUGUAGGCGUACUAUUGGAACAUGUAUAUGAUGAAAGCAUACGUCUAUACUCCUUUCUAUGUACCUGCGUUUUUCAACUCGAAGGAACUGAAUCAAGCUCUAUAUAUAUCAAAAGCUCUAAAAGCUCUAAAAUAAACUUUGAAAAUAUUAUUUCUCUUGCAUUGCACAGAUUAAGUGUUGUGCAUUAUAAUAAUACUAUGUACAGGGAAGCUAUGACUGUGUGUGCAUUGAAUGCCUUGUUAACUUAUAAUCAGUCAGACACAAAAGCUUUUAAUAUAUGGACAAAUAUUAAAAAGAAUGCUUCUGAAGAAGUUGCAAAUUUUACUAUGUUGGAGUGCUUGACAAAUGAUAAAGACAAGAUAAAGAAUGAAUUGGGAUUUUCAGUUGAUACUUCCAAGUAUGAUUUGACUGAGUUGUAUUUACGUGAAGCAAGAAGUUUACUGAAAGAACAAAUUGCAUUUACAAAUGGUGUGGCAGCAGUUUUAGAAAAGCUCCGGAAGCUACAGCCUAGUAAUAAAUAUGCACACACGGUGCAAUUAUUAGGAUAUUAUUUCUUAGGUUUUAAAUAUGAUAGCUCUAUUCUGAAAUAUCAUGAGCAAGCUAUACACGAUUUAAAGCAAGAUAAGUCGAAUUCUGUAGCUAUUCUAUGCUUGGAAGCUAACUUGAGCCUUUUUAUGUUUGUGGAGGAAUUGCAUAUAAUGAGUAAACAAACUCAUAUGGAAAUGGAAAAUAAAAAAUUUGCUUUAUCCGCUCCUAAGUUACGAGAACUAGCUGAAACCAAUUCUCCAAAUGUAGUUUCCUGUUAUACUAUGAUAAACGUUAAAAAAGAUACUAAUCUUAUGUUAUGUCUACAAAAAUCUUUGAAGAAAUGGAAACAACUAUUCAAAUGCUAUUUUAAAGAAAUCGUGAAUAAUUGGGAAUCUAAUCUUGUACUUCGCAUGCUAAUAACGGCUGGUGAAUAUGCCCGAUUAUAUCGGUAUGAAGACUGCGAAGCUGAAAUAUGGACAUUGGCAUAUAAAUUAGCAUUAGAAAUGAAUGAUUAUACAAUUAUUUAUAUUACAAGCCGUUGUAUAUCAUUAAGACAAAUCAAUAACGAUUGGAUUAUUACUGCUAAGAAACAGAUUGUAAUGCAAAGAAAUUCUGAGGACAAAAAUGUAAUUGAUGCCAUUGCUAUCUUUUGGAUAAGUUUAGCAGACCUUUAUUUUGAAUGUGGAAAGUAUGAUGAUGCUAAGCAAUUACUUACUGAAGCUAGAAGCCUUUCAGGAAUUUCAUUUCUUGCUAAUAAAUCCGUGUAUCUAUUGAGUUUAGAUGUUAUCAUACGCAACAGUCAUUUUUAUAAAGAUGAUAUGCAACAUGAGAAUUACGGUUGGUAUCUUGUGGAAAGUUUGUAUGCAAUAAGGAGCUUAAAUCAAGAUCUACUGACGAAAACAUGGACAAACCAAGUGACAUACCUUUUCAGUUACGAUGUACUUUUCACUAUGGGAGUUAAUUUGUCCAUAAGAAUAAACAAUCUAUUGUCUUUUCGUGGUAUUAGUCAAGACUUGGUGCGACUUUUAAAAUCAGCACAUAUUUUGAACGCGAUGCUGCGUAGCGCCGAAUUAUUGAAGUCGUUGUGUUAUAUUGAUCUGUCGCGUUUACAACUGAAUGAUUGCGAAGUAAAGCUGCAAGACCUCGAGCACAUGUUAAACAUUGAGACAUUCCAGUUAUCGAUAGAGUCUAAACCCGUUGAAACAUUCUCAGCUAAUCUCGCGGUAACUCCUACGAAGAUAAUAGAUCCCGUUAGAAAUAUGCCGCAGUAUGAUGCUUCCCCAGUGCUCGGCAAGAAAGUCUUUGACUUGCCGAAAUUUACGUUGCAUACAAAUUGCGAUUGCUAUAAUUGCGGCAACAUUUCGUAUCAGUACUUGGUAUUUACUACCACUUAUAUCAGAGCGCAGCUAUAUGCCUUGCAAAAUCACACUACGGCAGCGCUCGAUCACUUCCAUGGCGCUUUUGAGAUUAGGCGAAGACUAUUCGAAGAGGAGAAAUCAGUUUUGCCUGAGAAUUGGUCUGAUGAAAUCGGUGUGAAGCGGUUCUCUUGGCAAAUUCGUUUCUAUAUCACUGAUUACGUACAACUAUUGAUCGAUUUCUGUUACUUUCUAAAAACAAAGAUAAUGUCGAGGCAAGAAGAUGCACUCGAUAUUACCAAUUUAGCAAUAAAUAUAUGCUGCAAAUAUAAAUUAGAGGGACAUCCUGUCUAUAUAAUGGCGAAAGAAUUAGCGCUUGACAAUGAAUUCCAACCGAUAUUAGAAUCUUCAGACUGUUCAAAGUUUAUGGUUCCACAACCACAUGACAUUGAUAUAAAUGAUCAUGCAAAAAUCUCGAGUGAUCCAAACGUUUGUGUCACGCCAGUCGCUCAGAAGCAUCAUAUCAAGAAACCUCUUUCACUUCGACGUAAGAAUAAGAGUCCAGUAACUUUGAAGAUGACUCCAGUUAAUAUGAUUUGGAGCGAUGACGAAGAUAAUGAUUUAUUAUCACCACCACGACCACCAGCAGCCACAUAUUCUAAUAGAAAAAUCAAAUCACGUACAAAUUUAGUAAAAAGAAAAAUUUUGGAAGAAGAUUUAGCAGAUGAUCUAGCUAGUUUAAACAUAGAAGAUUCUGUGUCGAAAGAAAUACGAAAAUCAGAAAAUGAAGAUAGAAGCAGUAUGCAAAGGAAAUCGAUAAAGGAUAUUAUGAUUCAAGUAACGUCUGUAGUUCCAGAUAUAUCCAAAACUUUGAUGAACUUAGUAGACAAAUCAAAUUUACCUGCCACAAUGGAAAAUAUCGAUAAAUUAAUACAAAAUGUAGAAAGUCUCAAAAUUAAUUCAAAGACAAGAAGAAAAAGUAUUAAAGAUACGAAACAAUUGACAGUCGUUGAUUACAAUAGGAAUAUAAAUCAGGCCAUAGAGUUAUUGAAAGACAUGACAAUAAAGGAAAAGAUAAAUGACAAUAUCGAUUCUUCUAUGUUGACAAAACCUAAAAAAGUUGAUAAAUUACAACAUCAGAAGAUUCCGGAAAUUAAAGUUGAUAAAUCACAAGAUCAAAAGAUUCCAGAUGUACAUAACGAAAAAAAAUUCUUUAAAACCAGAUCAUUAAGAGGAAGUAUUAAAAAAAUGGACACAUUAUUAACGAAGGAACAAAAGGUACAAAAUAAAUCUCCUAAAUUACUUAUAAAUAAUGAAGAUUACGAUGUACGGACAAGAUCGAGUAUUAGAAGGUCUCAAAAAGAAAAACCGUCGUGAAAACAGUAUUAAUAAUUAUAGAAAUCAGUUAUAUUAUUCAAAAUUUUGUAGAAUAACAAGGUAAUAUUGAGUGUAUAUUUCAUAACGUGAUAAAAUAAUCAUUUUUAAUAAAAAUCGGAUUUUAUAAAUAUUCAAAGGUACAUCUUAGUGUAUUAUAUGUAACAGAAAAUUACUGGCUUUACAUGCUUGUAAACUAUUUCGAAUGGAUAGAGAUUAAACUUGGGAUUUUAACUUUU
Messenger RNA from Solenopsis invicta (red fire ant), 5306 nucleotides. RefSeq lists its product as uncharacterized. The coding region runs from base 409 to 5070 and encodes 1553 amino acids. NCBI's taxonomy places the organism in Eukaryota, Metazoa, Arthropoda, Insecta, Hymenoptera, Formicidae. The transcript is spliced from 7 exons. The record is from RefSeq and is a predicted model, not a curated record.